AUGUGCGCUGUGGGCGGUCCCCGUGUCCUCCGCGCCCCCCGUGGCGCUGGCGGAAGUGACGCGCAGCGGGCGCCAUGGCGGAGGAGGCGGGCGGGCCGCAACCGGAGGGUGAGAGUUGCGCCGUGCGGGUUCGGUGGGUCGUCAGCGGCACUCGUGUUGCAGCUCUCGUUGUCCAUUGCAGACUGCCCGGGGAUCGGCAGCACUCAAGCGGGCAGGGCCACCGCCUGCGAAGGAUGCCCCAACCAGAGACUCUGCGCAGCCGGCGCCACGGCCCCGGACCCAGCGGAGACGGCAGAGCUGCGGGAGCGGCUGCGCGGCGUGAAGCAUACGGUCCUAGUGCUCUCCGGGAAGGGCGGCGUGGGGAAGAGCACCUUCAGCGCCCUUCUGGCUCACGGGCUGGCGGCAGAUGAGACCAAGCAGGUUGCUCUGCUGGACAUAGAUAUCUGUGGGCCAUCGAUUCCAAAGAUGAUGGGUCUAGAAGGAGAACAGGUUCAUCAGAGUGGAUCUGGGUGGUCUCCAGUGUAUGUUGAAGAAAACUUGGGUGUCAUGUCAGUGGGGUUCUUGCUUAGUAGUCCUGAUGAUGCUGUCAUCUGGAGAGGACCAAAAAAAAAUGGGCUGAUCAAACAAUUUCUUCGUGACGUGGACUGGGGGGAAAUCGACUACCUGAUUAUAGACACGCCUCCAGGAACAUCAGAUGAACAUUUAUCUAUUGUGCAGUACCUCAGUGCGGCGCAUGUAGAUGGUGCUGUUAUAAUCACUACCCCUCAGGAAGUCUCGCUUCAGGAUGUGCGGAAGGAGAUCAACUUCUGCCACAAAGUGAAACUGCCAAUCAUUGGUGUUGUGGAAAACAUGAGUGGCUUCAUAUGUCCAAAGUGUAAGAACGAAUCUCAGAUCUUUCCCCCAACUACUGGAGGUGCAGAGAAGAUGUGCCAGAACUUCAGUGUUUCCCUCCUGGGCAAAGUGCCUCUAGAUCCUCAGAUAGGAAAAAGUUGUGACAAAGGGCAGUCUUUCUUGGCUGAAGCACCUGAGUCUCCAGCAACGUUGUCUUACAGGAAUAUCAUUCAAAGAAUUCAGGAAUACUGUGAUCAGCACCAGUUUCAAGAAGAAAAGAUUAUCUAAUCUAUGAGUGGAGUAAAAGUGUAGCUCUUGUUGAAUUAUAGCAAAGUAACUUAUGCCUUGACUUAAUAAAAGGAAUGUAUUCUUUUUUAUAUUGCAAAUAAAUUCUUAAUAUAAGUGUCCUUGCCCUAGGUGCUUUCCAUACCUCAAGAUUCACUCAGGUGGUCUCAAAGCUUGCCAGAAAGCUCUAAAGUGGAAUCUUUAUGCCUCUUAAGUAGGUGCAGUCUGCACCCAGGGUACUAAUAACCUGAAUACAAAAUUGGUAGUUGAACACACACACAAAGAUGAUCUUCUGUAGAGAGUUAAAUAUAAAAUACCCUUGGCUGAUGCUGUUGUGUGCAUCUCAUGCAUCUGCUGUGGUAAUGAACUAGACUGUGUCCUUUCUCCAGUGCUAAGGGUGUGGUGAUCCCUAUUUGCUCUCUCUGAGUGACAUUGUUUAAGUAUCUCCAUUUAGUGGAGAUUUGUAUUUCAGGGACCCUUUUUUUAUACUUGGCAUGUUCUAAAAUAAAAACCUACAAGAAUUUAGUCAUAGUACAGUAUCUUAUUUAUUACAGGUGUCAAAAUAAGAUUGACAUCUCUUAACUAUCGAUAACUGACUGCUUCACACAAGCUCUGUGUGAACACGCUCCAUGACUUCUGUUCUUCCACUUGACCCUAAGCCUGAGUACUAAAAACUAAGCAUCAGGUAUCUUUAAUAACUAAGAGGCCUUUUGUGAUUAUAAUGCCUCUCUUUAUUGAGGAAUCAGAGCUUUGAGAAGUCAGCAUUGUAUACAAGAGGGAAAGGCAGUUUGAUUUUGUGUAUUGUAGUUCUAAAAUGAAACAAAUGAGCAUCACCUUUUGAUUAUAUUCUAACUCUUGGUUAAGGUAAGCCAAGAGUUGACUGAUUGGUUUGGUUGGGUUUUUUUGUUGUUGUUUUUUUU
This is a messenger RNA of Dryobates pubescens (Downy woodpecker), 2036 nucleotides long. It is a transcript of the gene NUBP1, whose product is annotated as NUBP iron-sulfur cluster assembly factor 1, cytosolic. Bases 1 to 1119 code for a protein of 372 amino acids. Gene Ontology annotation, cellular component: cytosol. Lineage: Eukaryota; Metazoa; Chordata; Aves; Piciformes; Picidae. The transcript is spliced from 10 exons. The record is from RefSeq and is a predicted model, not a curated record. Gene Ontology annotation, biological process: iron-sulfur cluster assembly. Gene Ontology annotation, molecular function: ATP binding; ATP-dependent FeS chaperone activity; 4 iron, 4 sulfur cluster binding.